CAAAGAGAGAAAGGUCAAAGUUGAGGAUUGUGUAAUCAAAACAAGCAGCACAGAUCGACACAACUUUUGCGUCUCAAAAUUGUGGCAUAAUGUUUUGGAAAACCUCGGUCAACGCGUGUCGUUUUAUCUCAACUUGUAGUAGACAAUUGCGUAGAGCUAGUUACGUGCAGGGCCAAUCACCAGAGCCUAGUAGAGUGCGAGAAUAUUUUUAUUUCAUUGAUCAUCAAGGACAGCUAUUUCUAGACGACACCAAAGUCAAAAACUUCAUCACAUGUUUCAAAGAUAAGAAGUUCUUGUCAUUCUUCUUCAAACGUCUGAAGUUGAACAACAUGGAGCGAUAUGCUGCCGACUUCCCUUACCUGUCCCCGUGUGGGGCGGAGAGAAACUUUAUCAGAUGUGAUGACCAACCAAUAGUCUUCACGAAAAUUCUUCCACCUGGGGACGAUCUGGCCACUUCGGAGGACACCCCCUCAGAUCGCCUGGUCUGCAACUUCGCCGAUAGUUUCACCGUUCAAUUUGAACCGGAGAAAGUGUGCAUGCUACCCAAGAGUGGGAGGAUAUACCAUCCAGCCCCCAAGAAAACUGGUGGCGUCGGACUGAUCAAAUCCAGCGUUGCCAUAGAAAUAAGUCCAUUCUUUGAAUUUGGGGAGGCCGGGGAGUAUGCCCCGCCCACCCAUUUUAAAUGGAACGGCAGACGGUGGCCGUUGACCAAUGAGAUUCUGAAUGCUGUGAGGGACAGUGAAGAGGAUGAAGUGACUGGUUCGUGAUUUGGAAUGGCGGGGAUUAUACAGACCAGAUGUUGCAAGCUACAUGUAUCCCAAUUUGUGUUCACUCUAACCAGAACUUUGUUGUAACAGACUUUGUUUUGAUGAGAGUCAACUCCCUUUAUUGCUGAUACACUUGUAUUUACAAACCUUAUAUUGUUUGUACCUCUUGUACAUGAUAAGCUACUUUGCAUCACCUGCAGAGUUUGAGGUUUGCAUGUGUUGCGCAGUUUUUUUGUAUAAUUUAUCAGUCAUUGAACCAUAUGCAGUAACAUUUGUUUGAAGCAGUAGAAACAUAAAAAGAAAGCAAAGCACAAAGACUAAACAAUGCUUUACUUCUCCUUCGACAAGGGGUCAGAAUGACUUUUAUUACAAAUUGCACACACAAGCAUUUACAGUAGUCCUCCGUUAAACAUAUAAAAGUACGGCCAAAGAAAAUCUACACCUCCAUCAAGAAAGAAAACAAAGUGAAAUGGAAUUAAUUAUACACUCAUCUAUCCUAUCAAUCACAUGUGAAUAUAUCCACUUCAGGCACUUGAUCUGCAUUGGAAUAUAUAAUUUGUACACCACCUCUUGGAGGUCCCUUGAUCUGAAAAUACUCUAAAUAUUCUGGUAUAGAUUUUGAAGAUUAUAGCUACACAAUUUUGUCAAAAAAAUACUACAUAUCAAUGGCAACAGUCCUGGUCUUUAUGAUUCCUACAAGGAUUUCACAACUCCACUGUUCAAUUUCCUGCAAAGAUCAAAUUUUACCAGUAUGAAGGUCAGCAGCUUUGAUUAAAUUUCCGUUCUGAAAACCAGAAACCAAAUAAACCAGGCUUUUUCAAUUCAUUGAACUCUAAACCUACCUAAGUAAAGUCUAUUGUAAGUACUGAGUAAAAGCCUUUGGAAAGAAUGUUGCAUCCUGACGAAUAAACAUGUAAUAUUCAUCAUAUUAAGGGCAGUCAUUGCCAAAAUGUUGCAAAGACAUGAAUCUGCGACUGAGAAACAUUUCCAAUGUUGUUACAAAAUACUUUGAAAAUGCGCUCAACACUCCAUAGACUUUGUACACAACUAAAGAAGUGGGGUCUGGAUACUACAUUCCUUCCAAGCUUUUUUCCAACUUGUGUAUUCAAAUUCAAGAUAUGUCAUUACCAUUUCAGUUUCUUACUGUACCACACUAAAAUACUUAUUAUAAUGUACGUGGCUAUACACAACUUGUAACAAAAUGUGGUUGCUAAAAGUGCUUGUGAAGUUGUAAACAUACACAUCAAUGUUGAAUUAAGUAUGGACGACAUUCAAAUGAGAUCUGCUAUAACAACAAUUUUUAAAGGAAUACUUUGCAUUAAAUUUUAAGAAGAUAUUUACCAAAGAA
Molecule: messenger RNA, 2115 nt
Organism: Patiria miniata (bat star)
Lineage: Eukaryota; Metazoa; Echinodermata; Asteroidea; Valvatida; Asterinidae
Gene: c8orf82
Product: UPF0598 protein CG30010-like
Exons: 3
Coding region: 90-767 (225 amino acids)
Source: RefSeq, a predicted model, not a curated record